AACUAGCAGCAUUUGCCAUCGAAACAUCGAAUACUUUCGAACUUAUCAAAAUUGAGCGAUUCUACUUGGAUGAAUCGGCACGCCAGAGGGCAAAAUGUUGACGUCAUGCGAUGAUGGAUAUACGAUUACGCGAUCAAUUUGCGUACGCGAACCAACGAAUCUUCUGGGAACGAGGGUGUGAGAUCUCAACGCCCGGAAGGUGGUCGGCUAAGGCAAACUUCGGCGCCUUCUCCCUGGGAUUGGGGCAAAAUUGAACGAGGCGCUUCUCGCUCAGAUACCAAUAUAUGGAGGGGUUGGAUCAGUAAUUCCUCACUCUGAUUUUGAGCAUCCAAGCAACAACAUGAAUUGUGUGGUCGUAGUUCUCGCCCUUUCCGGUCUUUGCGCCGCUGUGCCUGAAGCCGACCCACAACUUCUCUUGGGAAACCCUCUUCCCCUUGGUCCUUCUUUCUAUAACGGCCCCUUGGCUCCUUUGCCAUUGUCUCCUCUGCCCUUCGUGCGUUCGGCCCCUCUCAUCCCCGCCCCCGCUGUGAUCCCUCAGCCCACCGUCCGAGUGGUGGCUUCUGUUCCCACCCCCGUGUACACCCCUAGAGAUUGCGUGACCGCUGGAGGAUGCGCCGUUCGUGCCUUGAAGGAUGCCGGUUUGGCUCCCGGACGUUUCCGUCGCGAGGCUGAGGCCGAAGCCGAGGCUGACCCCCAAUUCCUCGCUCCCUACAACCUCAACCCUUAUUACGCUGCCGCUGGAGUUCCCGCAUAUGCCCCUGCUUACUAUAACAACUUAUACAACGCUAAUUUGUACAAUGGUAACUUGUACAACGCCAACCUGUACAACAACUACCCGUACAAUUACAACUAUGCCCCUUUGGCCGCCCCUCUCCCCGCUGUGAGGGCAGCCAUCCCCGCUCCCCUCCCCGCUUUGAGGGCAGCCAUCCCCGCUCCAGCUCCCGUUCCUGUUCUGAAGGCGGUUCCCGCACCCAUUGUCAAGACCGUGGUGGAGCAACGCAGUAAGCCCGUGACCUACACUCAUUUGGGAGCUCAUCCCAUCCAACCUACCACCGUGCUGGAGACCGACACCAUUGUGUCUCACCAUCUUUAAGCUGUUACCUAUUGUAAGACCAAAACAGUUGCUGUGCAAUUUCACACUUGAAAAACAAAAAUGCUCAAAAAAUAAAAGUCACAAAAUUCA
Molecule: messenger RNA, 1183 nt
Organism: Tigriopus californicus
Lineage: Eukaryota; Metazoa; Arthropoda; Copepoda; Harpacticoida; Harpacticidae
Product: calphotin-like
Exons: 2
Coding region: 341-1093 (250 amino acids)
Source: RefSeq, a predicted model, not a curated record